AUUCGUCCGGGGUCGCCUGGGGCGAAGAAGAUGAUCACAACGAGGAGCUUGGACUACACGAUCAGGUGCAGACUAGCCACCAAGCCAAGGUACAGGAGCUGCUGAAGGAAUCAGAUGACGAGUUUAAACAACAACGCAAAAUACGAAAAUGGGGAAAAUUUGCCAACGUAACUAAACGCGAAGACCUGCAGGAUGUCUUACAGGAGGAGCGCAACGCAAUUGAUCGAGAAAAUGCGCUGAAGGCAUUCAUGGCCCGUUCGAGCGGGAUUGAGCUGCAAGUCUUGGAUCCACGGGAUGAAAUGGCAAGCGGAGUGCCGUCCGUCUGGGAUGAAACUGGAAACGUGCAGAUCACCGGUGGCUCGGUGAAAUCAUGGUUUGCCGAAGUGGACGAGGAUCUCGAGUCUGAGUGGCAAGCCCUCAUGGGCGCUGGCGGUGCUGCUGGUGACGUGGCGGUAGAAAAGACAUCUGGUGAAUUGGUCGCGAGGGACAAACUAGCGGGUAUACGAGUAGGAAGUGCGGGCGGCUGGACGUUGGAAGUCUUUCCGGGCGAUUUUGUUGUUCACCGCAAAUACGGUAUCGGUCGAUUCGAGACGACGUGCUUGCGGCCAAAAACGAAGCUCAACGAAGAAGAACGACUAGCGCAAGAAGAAAGAAGGGCUGAAAUUCUCACUACCGAAUUACGCAAGCGCAAGCGGGUAACACCCGACGAAAUUCAAGAAAUACGUGCAAGAUUUGGCACGGAAGAAGAUACGGACCCACUAUCCAAUCCACAAACUACUGUCUUGGAGAUUACGUAUGCAGACGCCGUCGUGCAUGUACCUGUCGAUCGCGCAUACCGUCUCAGUCGGUAUCGCGCUGGGGAUGCCGUGGUCAAACCCAAACUUUCCCGUGUCAAAGGUGAAGCAUGGAGCAAGGCGAAACAAAAGGUGGAGGAAAAUACCUUACAGCUGGCACAGGAUGUGCUGGCACUCUACGCAACCCGUGAAACACUCCAAAGACAACCCUUUGAUCCAUCAGUGGAAGACGUUGUCCAAGAAUUUAGCAAGUCGUUCCUGUAUGAACCGACGACGGACCAAAAGAAGUGUUUCGAAGAAAUUGAAAACGACAUGGUUUGGCGAAGUCGUCCAAUGGAUCGUUUAAUUUGUGGUGACGUUGGCUUCGGAAAGACGGAAGUGGCUAUUCGUGCUUUAUUCCGGUCCAUUAUCAACGGUCGCCAAGCGGCCUUGCUAGCACCUACUGGAGUCUUGGCUGCCCAGCACUACAAAAAUAUUGUCAAGCGCAUGGGACCCGGCACAGAGUACAAUAUAAACAUUGCCUUGUUGCGAGGGGGGAUGGGUAAACAGACCAAGGCUGGAAGAGAAUUGCGUGGAGAGAUUGAAGGAGGCAAGACACAGCUUAUCGUGGGAACCCAUGCACUCUUGUCCAACGAAAUGAAGUUUAAGAACUUGGGUUUGCUGGUAGUCGACGAAGAGCAACGGUUUGGUGUCAAGCAAAAAGAACGCCUCAAGUUAAUCUGUGAUGGAAUCGAUGUUUUGACGUUGUCUGCUACCCCAAUUCCUCGUACUUUGCAAAUGAGUUUGAGUGGAAUUCGCGAUACAUCGACAAUUCGGUCGCCACCGCCGAUGCGAAAACCCACAGUCACGCACGUGCAGGAUUUUAGUGAAGAUAUUGUAAAGACUGCCAUCUCGACAGAACUGGCGCGUGGAGGACAAUGCUAUUACGUAGUUCCUCGUAUUUCUAUGCUUGAUGAAGCCGAGCAAACGAUCCAAAGCCUGUUCCCAGGAAUACGCAUCAUUCAAGCGCACGGCCGAAUGCAACGCAACGGCGCGGAGGAAAACGUCGCCGAAUUCGCCGAAGGCAACUACGAUGUUUUGCUCGCUACGACGGUCAUUGAAAACGGUGUUGACAUUCCUUCCGUCAACACAAUUGUCGUGCAAAACAGUCAAGCUUUUGGAAUGAGCACCCUGUAUCAGUUACGUGGUCGUGUUGGUCGUUCUGACAAGCAAGCCUUCGCGUACUUUUUGUACCGCGAAGAAUCUAUCACGGAACAAGCAGCUAUGCGUUUGCAGGCAAUAGGGGAACUUUCAGAACUUGGCUCCGGAUUCGACGUGGCGAAUCGAGAUUUGGAAAUUCGUGGAGCCGGAAGUUUACUGGGAACGGAACAGAGUGGUAUGGCGGCCAAAGUCGGUUUUGAUUUGUACAUGCGCAUGUUGAAAAAGAGCAUACGCAAGCUCAGGGGUCUCGACUUGCCUCUAGUACCACGUACUAACAUUCUAUUUCCGACAGAUGGAUCGCCCAGUACCUUUAGCUUGCCAAUGUCUUUCAUAGAGCGUCAAAGCGAACGUCGCAGUGAAGAAACCAAGGCUCGUCUGGCCGAAAGCACUUCAGCGUUGGUCACCUUGACCAAUGAGUGGAAAUCUAAAUACGGGUCGCUCCCCUCCACCCUGCAAAACCAGCUCAAGACUUUACAUCUGCACGCUUGUACUCGUAGGUUGGGAAUUGAUCUCGUCGGUCUGGUGGAUGUUUUUGGCAAUGGGAAGCGCAUCGAUUGUAUUCUGCGUUCACCGGGUCUUCGCCCGCGGCACUGGGCCACGAUUGUCCCAAUGCUGGCCAAGGGUAUUGCCCCCAAGGGUUUAGACGUUGUAUUUCCUGCUCGUUUCACGGUCACAGGUGAAGAAGUAGAAGUGAGAGGUGGCCGAAAGAUGAAUCUAUUAGAACUCGUCAAGGAAGAGACUUUCAACGAAGAGUUGGAAGAGGAGGAUUGGGACGCCAUGGACGAAGAAGAGGUCGAGGCAAUGAAGGACAUUAGUUCGGCCGUAAACGUUUUGGAUAUGGACGAGGUUGAUCUGGAGCAGUAUCCACGUUUUGUGGUGAGGGAUUUUCAGGAUGCCGACAAGGCCGUUGACCGCCUUUUGAAAUUGCUACUGCCGGUUGCCAAGAUCGUAUAUGAGAAACAAGAAGACCAAGCGGAAGCCGCUCGCAUGGCCGCAGAGCUUCGUGACAAACAAGAGCUUUUACGCCAACGAAAGAAAACGAACGAAAAGCGAGAAGCCCAGCGUCUGGGUUACCAGUAUUAAUUGCCCGGCAGUCGAGUUUCCACUCGUUACCACUCGUAAGAGUUAAACGCUCUGUACAACUGUAGCUAACAUAACACGUAAAUUUAGUUGUUGGUCU
Molecule: messenger RNA, 3174 nt
Organism: Phaeodactylum tricornutum CCAP 1055/1
Lineage: Eukaryota; Bacillariophyta; Bacillariophyceae; Surirellales; Neidiaceae
Exons: 1
Coding region: 249-3077 (942 amino acids)
Biological process (GO): DNA repair
Molecular function (GO): DNA helicase activity; nucleic acid binding; ATP binding
Source: RefSeq, a predicted model, not a curated record